UUUAAAAGAGAAGCAGCAGAAGUUAUAAGGGGGCCUUAUAAUGCAAAUAGACAGUCGAGAUAUGUAGAAUUGGUCAUGGUGGUCGACAAAACGGAGUACUCCGCACUCGAACAGAAUUUAGACAAUGUCUAUCAACACUGCAAGGACAUAGCCAACCUCAUUAACGCUUUGUAUAUGCCGCUCAAUAUUUUCGUCGCUCUAAUCGGCGUAGAAGUUUGGUCAGAUAUAGACGAAAUUUCCGUAGUACCAAAUGGAGAUACGACCCUCGAAUCGUUCCUUCGAUAUCGUCGAGAAAGACUCGCCAACAGAAUCCCGAACGACAAUGCUCAGCUCCUAACGGGGUCGCAGUUCGAGGGGGGCGUCGUGGGCAAGGCCCUGAAAGGGCCCAUCUGCACGUACAAAUUCUCCGGUGGAGUAGCCAUGGACCACUCGGACGUGGUGGGUCUGGUUGCAGCAACAGUGGCCCACGAGAUGGGGCACAAUUUUGGGAUGGAGCACGACUCCACCGACUGCGACUGUCCCGAAGAAAGAUGCAUAAUGGCGCCCUCGAGCGGGUCCUUCGGGCCCGUUCAUUGGUCCUCCUGUUCCCUGGAGUACCUAGCUCUGGCCUUCGUCCACGGGAUGGACUACUGUCUCAGGAACAAGCCUCAGAAGUUGUUCGACAGCCCCAUGUGCGGGAACGGCUUCGUGGAGCCCGGGGAACAAUGCGACUGCGGCCUCAAGGAGAAUUGCGACAACCCCUGCUGCAAUGCGACGAUUUGCAUGUUGUACGCGAAUGCCAGCUGUGCGACCGGGGAAUGCUGCGACCUGAAGACCUGCAGGCCGAAAACUGCAGGGACCGAGUGCAGAUCUGCCGAGCACGAGUGCGACCUUCCGGAGUACUGCACAGGGCAGAGCGAAUACUGUCCAUCGGACGUCUUCAAGAUGGACGGAGAGACCUGCAGCAUGGGGAAAGCCUUCUGUUAUCAGGGGUCCUGCAGGACCCACAAUGACCAAUGCAAGCUGCUAUGGGGACCUACUGGCACCUCGUCGGCUGCUCAGUGUUACGACAUGAAUAACAAAGGCACCAAGUAUGGGAAUUGCGGAUACAACCGGACGAACCUGAGCUACUUCAAGUGCGAGGACGAGAAUCUUUUGUGCGGCAUGCUGCACUGUAAACAUCUGAACGAGAGGCUCGAGUUCGGCAUGGAGUCCGUGGCUAUUCUCAGCCACUCUUUUAUUAACAAUGGAGGGAAAAUCAUAGCCUGCCGGUCUGCUAUUGUUGACCUAGGACUGAAUCAGGUGGAUCCAGGAUUGGCUCCUGACGGGGCAAAGUGCGCACCCGGAAAGAUGUGCGUCAAUCAGAAAUGCCUGCCCGUUGGUGACUUGCGAGCUUCCGUGUCCGGAGGCAAGAAUUGCCCGAACAAUUGCAGCGGUAACGGGGUGUGCAACAGUCUUGGUCACUGCCAUUGCAAUCACGGCUUCCGUCCACCGGAUUGCACCCAGCCAGGAAUCGGCGGAUCCGAGGACAGCGGACCUGCCGAGGACCCUAAUGCGAGGACCGACUUUAUAACGGCCCUGUACAUCGUCUUCCUGGGCGUGAUCCCCACGAUAGCCCUGGUGGCUCUUGGUGUCUGGUACACCAGAAACAAUGCCAGUCGGUACUGGAAGAAAGGACCCAUGUCAGCGCUGGACCGCGGAUCCGGGGGUCUCCCGAUCAAGACGAUCGAUCGUUCCACCCCGAUCCAUCGAAACAUCCGAACGAUCGAUUCGGGUCUGAGCCAGGACUCGGCCUGCGCGAGUCUGCUGCCCGAGGACAACGACGAGCGCUUCAACAACAACUUCUUCGGGCAAUUCAAGGGUUUCGCGCCAAUAAUGAGUCCAUCGAAGCCCGAGUCGAAACCCGUAGCUACAACAACCCCCAACAUGCCAACAAUAGCGAUAAAAACGAACCUGAAGCCGAUGCAGCGCAGCAACACCCUCCGCGGUAACCUGCCAUCACCUGGUAAAACCUCCCCCAGGUUGCCCACCCUAACGCCUCCAGCAUUACCGCCAUUAAAUCCAGGAUGCACAGCAAGACCCCUGAUAAGCAGCCCGGUGCUGGCAGCAACGACAUGCACAUCAAUGGAGCUGAUAGCAGCAAAAGUUCCCGUAAGACCAGCCCCAGAAAUCCCGAACAGCACUCCUCCGGAUGCGUCAGCUACAUCGUACGCCCCCCUAAAGCCACCCCGGCCAAACAGUACCCCAUUGACCAACCUGAUCAUCCCAGAGCCAGAGAAGAAGCUGGACAAGGGCAUCAUCGCCCUGAACAGGAUAGCUUCGAUUUUGCGUCCCAAUUCGGGGAUCACCAGAUCUAUCUCUCAGCCAGCAUCCAGGGAGGAGAAGAACACGAAUUCCCUGCCGAGGAGCCAACACCACAAGGCUAGUAAGGUGUUGGACAAGGAGAUCCUGAGGAACCUGGAGAUCUCCAACCCGAUCCCGCAGACGGAGAUCGAGAUUCCCACUCCGGCGAUCCCCGUUGUCCCCCUGAGUCCUGGGAAGAGUAGUUCCGAGGAUAAGAGGAACGUGGUGAUGAGAGCACAGAGCAUGAGGGACUCGAAGAGCAGCGCCAGGCCGGCGAUUCAUACUUUCGGUUCCAUGAGGCAGGCAAAUCCUGUAAAAAGGCCCAUCAGCAUCCCAGCGAGCAUCAGACCCACUUCUCCACCUCCUGGACCGCCGAAAGUCGGACCAGGGAGUCUGGAAAGGUGCGAAGAGAAGGAUCCCUCCGGGUACCAAAACUCGGAGGCUGUGGAGCCGAAGGCACCCGAGAACCAGUACGACGAUUGCAUGAACCUGGUCCCCGAAACUUCCCUGGGGAAGAUCCUGGAGGAGUCUCCGGUCCAGGACAACAUCUACGCGGUGAUAGAGGAGUCCUUGCCGGAGAAGGGGAAGGAACUCGACAAAAAGGCUAGCAACGUCGUCAACGAGUACAAGGCACCGAAGAAGAUCGAAGUUCCUGGUGGUGCGACGGUGGAUGGUACAGGAUUGCUCUCGGAGAUCGUCUCUGAAAUCUCGAACAGGAAUUUUGACUCCAUCUACUCGACCUCCACCCUCGGCAGGAAGAGGGAGAAGAGGGAGAAGGAGGAGCUGGGGAAGAGCUCCGGGACUUACAUCAACUCCAGCCAUUACAAGUCCCCAGGAGGGACAUAUCCAAAUUCUGGAGCUGGGAGUCUAGGAGGUGCUUCCGAUAGCUCUUCAGGGUACAUCGUGACCUCGAGUAACUCCCAGAAGAAGGCGGCGACGAGGACUUCGAAGCCAGGGGAGCAGAUAGACAGGAGCAAGUUGACCUCCUUGAGCUCCACCAACCCUAACGUCAACGACGACAUGUCGAGGGAGCUGGGGAUGAAGCCCGUGGACUCCGGAGUCCCCGGCAAGUUCUUUGGAUCUGGAGCGAGUAGAAGCUUGACCAGCAAUUCUCAUUCGAAAUCCGAAGAGACGAAGGAAGAAGGUAGAGCACCGGCGAAGCCGCCCCUGAACAGGACCAGGACACCUCCAACCAUCUCUAAAGGCUUGGUGAACACCUCCAAGCAAACUUCAGAUGCCUCCACCAAGUCGACGACCUCUAGACUGGGGUCGAACACCUCGUUGAAGUCAAAGUCGUCUUCGGAGUCUUCGGGGAAGACCUCCAGGCAGGGAUCAGACCCUAGUCCGAAAGAGAAGAGCGACCAGUCCAAACUCUUUAAACAGCCGACCCCAACAAACCGGUCCAACGAUAGUCUAACCAAGUCCACCAGCUCUGAGAAGCAGCAGAGCCUCGAAGUCACCCCAGAGUCCCUGAAAAGUGUGCCUUGCAGUCCCAAGGGAGCUCCCAGCAAGAUGCUGAACACCUCGAACAGCCCCGACCUGGUGUCCAGCUGCUCCAACGCGAACCAGACCGGCACCAAGUCCCCGGACGUCCUGGGGACCAACGCCAAACUGGGGGGCACCAACGCCAAGGUUGGUCAGAAGUCCCCGACACUCCCCAGGAGUGCCAAGACCCCGUCGAUGCCUCCCAAGACCUCCAGCAUAGUGUCCAAGGCUGUGGCCUUCACCGAGAAGAAGAAGACCCCGGUAAGUUCGAAUGGAAACCUCAUCAAAGCGCCCACGGCGCUUUGUGCGAAGGAGAACUCCCUCAACUCGAAGAGCCAGACUACCGUGAAGACCUCUACAAAGCCUGACCCAAAGACCGGCGACAACCUGAAGAGCAACCCCGUGCAAAAGGCAGCCGGGCUGAAGAGUAACGUCGCAUCUCUGCAGCAAAAGUUCGAGCCCAGCAAGGCCAACAACCAGACGAGGAACUUGAUGACCGCCAACAAGAAAUCUGUGGCCGGAAGGGUGACGGAACUGAAUCGAACUGUCGGCGGGAAGAAAUGAAAGCUUUCGCGCCGAUUAAGGCGAUACGAAAGUGGCAUCCGAAGGGCCUAUCGCUUAUGAACGCCGAAGUGGGUGGAAUGAAGCGUCCGAAAUUUUACCACGUGAAUGUGGAGACCCUAAAGGAGGUGACAUUUUUAUAAACAUUUCUUAAAUGAUUAUAAAGAAAAUGAAUGAGGUCUCAUGGGUGUCGGGACUUAGCUUGGGGCCUCCAUAUUCAUAUAGAGAAAUUUCAAACGAUACCGUGCAACCAGUCGGAAGAAAAGUGUCAUAGGCCUUUCAGAGGCCACUUUCGUAUCGCCUUAACACCUUGACGGGGAAUUCUAGUCCACCUUCUUGGCCACCCUGGGCCCAGGAUCGAGAGCUGCCACCAGUGCAAAUUCGUUUGCUACUUCGACUUCGUUAUUUAUUGAGCUCGCUUCGCCUUAAGGGGUUGAAGGCUGACUCGAUGAUGAGGUUUCCGUGAAAUUUCCAUUAACCGACCUCUAUUCGAGCUCGAGGUUUUCAGCCGCGAUCACUAUUGUAUAGACAUACUACUUAAUGACUUUCAAGCAGCUAGACUAUAAAACCUAGGAAUAAGAUUAUUUAUGUGGCUCGAGUUUGGAACGUUCCAUGAACGAGCUUUUUGCAUCGUCGACGAUAAUUCAUUAACUUUCCAUAGAAUUGACUUAGCUAACCGCGUAAAGUAAUAUAGCAUUUCUUGUAUGUCGAGUAAUGUCACUAUACGCGGCUAAGUUUAAUCCUAGGGAAACUGGAGAAACUGCUUAAGAUUCAGAAGAUUCAAUUGAAUAAUGAUUUAUCAUUAAGCGACCGCCUUCUUAUCCUCGAGGGCGAGUUGAAUAUUUUUUUAUGUGGUCAAUUAAGCUCGUCCAUAUGCAAAUCUAAUGGAAAUACGAGAAAUAGGAGAAAUUAACUCACUGGACGUCUCAAGAUUUCGGCCGCAUAAUUGUCGGAAUUAGAUUGGAAAUUGAACAGAAGGAGUUAUCUAGCUUAAGGACCCCGUCCUGUGCCAGGGGAUGUACAUAGGAGGCAUAUGUAUAAAGUUUAAUAUUUUGCUAAAACCUGUCGCGAAGUCUAAGUCCACAUUAAUCGUAACUAACGUACGGGGAGAACCUAAACUCGACUAUAAACGGCUUUUAUAUGAAGACGAGGUGGGAAGAGAAAACCACGGUGAAAACGAGAAGAAAGAACCUAGUAGCGUUAUUUUCGAAAUCCCGCCCACGACGGGGGGCUAGGAAGAGAAAAUUAUUGAGAAUUCUGUGAUAUAUAAAAAUAAAAUACAUUAACACUCUACAGUUUACUGUAGGCCAAUAGGUGCGACCAAUCGUGAUGUCCCACGGCAUCGUAGGCUUUAAGGUCCCGAAGAAAGGCAAAAGGAAAAAAAAAAGAAAAAGACUCCCGGGUUUAUUUUGCGGGAAACCAAAAACGGGACCCUCCGAAAGAACGGCACAUCCCUGAAGAAAAGGAAGAAAGAUUCGCAAAGAAAGAAAAAUAUAUACCGCUAUUUAAGAAGCAUUAAGGGGGCUAGUAGAUUGUGAGAUGCGUUUUGAAGCGUAAAACAUGGAUUAAAACCCAUUUUAUAUAACCUACUAGCCCUUUUAAUCCUCGUUAUCAGAGACACCACGCGCCAUUUUCCCAAAAGCGUGAGGGAAUCUUUCACGGGCUUAUCCGCGGGAAUUCUGGCCUCGAGAGUUUUUCAUACUUUUCAGCUCGAGGAAGGAGAAAUCGAAAGAUUUUCCAGGGGAAGAUAUUUCCCGCCGAGUGGCCCUUGAAUUUUCAUCCCGAUUUUUCUAAGCGACCCACCCGACGUACACGAGAGCGUCCCCACGGAAGCGUUCAUAUUGAACAUCGAUCGUAAUUUUGUAUAAUUAGUUUGUAGUCCAAUUUUCCUGGUACUUGACCCAUGAUAACGCGUUUCGGGUCUCGGUGGUCAGAUACCAGGGGAAGAACCGACAAGAACCCUGAAUAUUUAUUUGACUGACCGUGUAAAUAUGUUUAUACGAAGCAUAGACUUAAGCAUCACUUCACGAAUGGCGCGCCAUCGCGCUUUUCUUUAAUAUCCUUCGUUUUUAAUUUUAAGCGACGCAGCCGGAAAACAAUAUAAACAUAUUCCUACGUUUGUGUCGAUUCGAGGCUGGCACGUUAAAUCGCAUUAGAGGGUUUCGUACAAGAUUUCCUUGUAUCCUGGAGAACAUGAAUGCCUUCUCGUCGUAAACCACCGACGCCAUUUUGUAACACAGAAACAGAGCUGAGCAGAAUUUAUUCGAAUAACGAAUAUAUAAUAGUAUUAAAAGAGAAUCAUCAAGACAUUUGAGCAAGAAUUUAUUCGAUCAAUUAAUAACGAAAUAUUUCAAAUUGCAAAUAAAAGGAAUAAAGUUUUAUUUCAAUGAUCUCCAUUCGAAUGAUAUCCAAAUCUGCACAGGAGACAUUCAUGUUCGCCAUUGUACAUUUCCGGCGAUUUCGCGGUACUGUUAAAGUUUUAUUAAAUGCAAUAGCGUAGCUCGGUGUUGGACACGAAUAUGCAGUCGAGCGAGGACUUUGUUGUUAAAGUCACCAACAAGAUGCAUCUACUCUAUUUUGACAUGAAUCAUCCUAGUGUCUACUUAGUUCCUACACGUCGCCCUUAUUCCGCAAGGCAUUUAUUAUUUCCCUUUCCCGGCGGUGUAACAAAUCGUUCAAACAUUUAUGUUCAUAUUUUCGUAGCGUAUGACGUGGGCUCUGUUUCAAAAUUCACAAAAAAUAAAUAAAUAAAUGGACAUUUUCAUUUCUCCGCACAUCGCCAUGCAAAUUAUACGCAGCUUAAGCACAUGCGAAAUUCUAUUGAGAAGAAGUGUAUUAAUUUAUGAAUAUAUUUUCUAGAUUCUAAUGACUUGUCUACGUGAGGUGACAGUGAAUCGAUAGAAAUUGUGAAUUUUAAUAUCUUGACGAUUCGAUUAACAGUGAAUUUUGGAAUGUUAGUCCCAUAAGUUAAAUGGUAUUUGUUAGUAUUUUUGAGUAAGACGUUUCUUUGCAUUAUCAAAAUGACAAUCAAACUGCCGCUAGCGAAUGUCGAAGACGGCCAAUUUUUAUUAACGACUGUUUCUUUGGAUCUUUGUCCUUCGGAGGAGUUAAUUGUUAUUAAAAAUUGGGCGUCUUAUGGCCAUGUCAUGGACCAUUGCCCAGAGUACAUGACCAUUGAGCUAUGACGAUUCAUAAUUCAUUGAUGUCAAGUGCAUCGGAAGGGUGAGUACUCGUAAUACCAAAGAUGCAUAAAUAAUUUCCCCUUUCAAUACAUCGUACAGACGAACUAAGCGUUACGGCAAUUAGUUAAUUACUAUUAAUUCAACGUAACGUGUAUAUUUCGUAAGUUAUGUAGUUGUAAUAAAUUCUUUAUUCCAGGUAUCCUAUAAAAAGAAAAAAAAACAAAUAAAUCGGCUCAUUUACCUUCAAA
This is a messenger RNA of Orussus abietinus, 7798 nucleotides long. RefSeq lists its product as uncharacterized. Gene Ontology annotation, biological process: membrane protein ectodomain proteolysis. Gene Ontology annotation, molecular function: metalloendopeptidase activity. NCBI's taxonomy places the organism in Eukaryota, Metazoa, Arthropoda, Insecta, Hymenoptera, Orussidae. The record is from RefSeq and is a predicted model, not a curated record.